Molecule: messenger RNA, 348 nt
Organism: Brenthis ino (lesser marbled fritillary)
Lineage: Eukaryota; Metazoa; Arthropoda; Insecta; Lepidoptera; Nymphalidae
Source: the annotation of a GenBank genome assembly
AUGGCAUCUAUACACAAAAUAAUUGUUAUUGUUGGUUUCAUAUCAUUAUUUCAUUCUGCAUUUUCUGCAGCUCAGCAUCGUUCAUAUCUUCGAAUAACGUCACAAGAAUUUACGACACUUCCAUUAGAUAUAAUAAUACAAGCAGUAACAAGCCUGUUUGCAAUAAUGUGGGGAGUUCUGAAUGUAUCAGGAAAACUUCGUGAAAUACAAGCUGCAGCUGAAUUAAAUAAUAGGAAAUGGGAGACCCAGAGGAACCUGCCAUCUUUUUAUAUCUUCAAUCAUAGAGGAAAAGCACUGGCUUUUAACUUUGUACCCACUCCAACUAAAGGAGAGUUAGAAAACUUAGAA